Molecule: messenger RNA, 5553 nt
Organism: Patiria miniata (bat star)
Lineage: Eukaryota; Metazoa; Echinodermata; Asteroidea; Valvatida; Asterinidae
Exons: 2
Coding region: 978-2414 (478 amino acids)
Biological process (GO): negative regulation of insulin receptor signaling pathway; regulation of cell population proliferation; regulation of mitochondrial membrane potential
Source: RefSeq, a predicted model, not a curated record
GUAUAAGUCUCGGUGUACACAGGGCCCAUGGGAGUACACACAGACUUGAUGCAAGAUGUAAGAAGACCCCAACCUUAUCGAUUUUAAUUGGGGGAAGAGGAAAAAGCUGAUGGGGUUUUCCAAGGACAAACUGGUGUUGGGGGUCCAUGUAUUGAUUGCUGUCAGUUGCUGAAGAAAAAGCGCGGGAUGGGUUUUUGCGGCGCACUCCAUAUGGAUAUCAGGAUUGGAAUGAAUUAAAGUUAAUUGGUGUCUGUGUGUGGAUAAGCUGGAUGCUCUCGGCGUGAGGUAAUAAUCUCCUAACCGAGACAGGGCGAAAUUGAACGCGCAGUUUUCGAAUCGCAGUCGCCGGUGAGAUUGUUGAAAUUCAUUUUUCAUCAAGGCCAUGACGCUAUGGAAUGCCGUGCUUGCGCUGACAAGUCAAGCAUAUGCAGCCUAUAUCUAAAAUGUACACGCAUGCAGCCUGUCAAAUUAUGAGGCGCAUGUAUAACACGAAUAAUUAUUUCAUUGGCCGUGCGCAGUCACUGUGCUAGCCGUGUCUGUGGGAAAGUGACGGGGUUUAUUUUUCUCUCUGGCUUCUAUUGUGGACGGAACUGAGUACGAGGACCUCUUUUGGGGGAUUGUGCAAGCACCGUUUCGUUGGCUGCAUUGAACCGUGAAAGCUAGCAUUGGAAGUCAUGCAUGAGGUACGUGCUGAAAAGGUAAGGACCGCCAUUUUCUAUUUCGCCUAGCAGGACAGGUUGUGAUCGCAGCGAUUUUGGAGCGAUUCUGCAAGCGAAAGUGCUAACAUUCCAACGCCUACACACAUGUCACGGGCCUGUUUUUGUUGUCAGGAACUUGUAUGAACACUGAACGUUGGACCUGUCGUCAGCAAAAUUGUCAAAAGGGUGUGAGAACCAAGUUUCACCCGUUAUGUUUAUGAUGAUGGCACAAUCGUGGUAAAAAAGGAGGAAAAAAGGAGUAAAUUAGAUACCAUCGCCAUGUCGUUCUUAAAGAGGAUCGGUAGUCGGAGCAAGUCGACGGUGGAAUUCCCCGAGGACACAAUCAAGGCCCAAAAGAAGGAGGAGAAGAAGCAGCAGAAGAGGAGCAGUGUUCACGGUCUGUCCAGCUUCAAAUCUCGGUCCGAGGAAUCGGCCAGUGGAGAUGCAGAGGGGGCGGCAACCACGGACUCUCACCCUGGUUCCUCUUCGGAUGUCACCAGCCGACACCAUGCGGCCAAGGACCGGGAACGCAAGAAACACAAAGACAUGUCUGGGAUAACUAUCCCGCCCUCGGGCCCCUCGAAUGAGUACCCGACUUUCUUGGUGCACUACCUGGGUCGCAUGCCCACCAAUCUGGAAUACGGGCGCGACGCGGUGGAGAAACCCGUGGAGCAACUCUGCAAACUGCGGGAGAAGCAGAAACUGUCCCGUCUGAUGCUGAACUUUAACCCGGACGGUCUGCGGUGCUGGGAGGUGAGUGGACCCUUCCUGAAGACCAAAAAAGACGGGUUCACCAUGAGUGUGCCCCUGCAUCACAUCACCUACGGUGUAGGGAGCAACGAUCACCCGAACAUCUUUGCCUGCAUCAUCAGGAUGAAUGCCGAACCGGAUCCAGGAGAGGACCAGAUGCUGAUCCUCCAUGCCUUUGUCUGUACCAAGCCCGAGGUCACUCAGAAACUGACUUACUGGCAGCUCCAGGCUUACAUCGAGGCGUACGAAGACCUCAAACGAAAGAGGAUUCUACGUGAUAGACGCAAGAAAGCCAUGGGGGGAGCUCCCGGUGAGAUGGCCACUCCAGUCCCUGCCAUCUCACCCGUGCCAGAGGAAUCUCCAAAGGACAAAGGUAACGACAUCACCGAGGUAAAAAUCAAGGGGAAGGGAAAGGUGAAAGUAAAGGCAAAUGUUGAACCCGCAGGUGUGCCAGGAAGGGAUAUUCAAAACGGACCUUCGAGGGCCGUGGGGCUUGUCCUCCAAGACGGCUCUCAAGCUCGUUCCACCGUCUUUCCGACAAACAAUAAUUCUGUCGAAGAGAGGGACCCCUCGGAAGUUUUUGUGGAAGCGCCAGGAGCAACCACGGGCACCAUGGUUCAAAGAGCACGCAUCGUGUCCCGUCCCAGGAUGGGUUCGUCCACCAGUGAGGGAGGCAACUCCUCCCCAGGCGCCCCGGCCCCUGACAGCUCCAGAGAAGGCAGCAUCUCCUCAUUUGAGGGGGAGGGCAAAGCGGACACUUCACUGCAUAAACGCAUCGGGGAUCUUCAGGAGUUUAUGGAGAUGGACUCUGAUAUGCUGAAGAAGUUGAUGGUCACAGAACACCCGACGUUAGCAAGGCGUAUCUUCUUCCGAUCCACAGUGGACACACAAGGCGUGUUUCACCAGGAGAAGGUCGAAUUGGAAGGGAACGGGCAGGCCGGGGAACAAGCGGCUAGCGACGCCUAGUGCCGGCCGACAAGCCAUCACUUGUGACCGAGAACUGGGCCUCACAGACAUCAUGGAGUGGUUAAUUGACACAUUAAGCUUUAUACCCCUUUUCUGAACUUAUAAAAUAGUUCCCUCAAGGUCAUUUCCAAGCUUUCAAAGAAUACCCGCAUGAGUAUCUCCCGACGACGGGUAGAGUACUGACCGAUACGUUGAGUUGUCCACCUUGUGAAGCCUUGCUCCUUACAUAGACCUUGUGGAAGUCGGAGCCAGUGGACGCCCAUGGGUAAACCUGUUUGUGCAUUCAUUGUUACUAGAUUAAAAUAUCAAAGAAUACUAUCUGACAUAGUCCAACGCAUUACGCAUAAGGUCCAAUGCAUGAAUAUUAAAAUGUCACAGUGACUUCAUAAAAAGCUUCGAAUCCGGAUUUUGUAUAUUUCUCCAUUGAAAAACUAAAACAUUAUGCUUAUGGCCGGAUAUCCUCCUCAAAAAUAUUACAAACCACCCCUGCUGUGUGUUCGUUUAAGGGCAGCUAUAGGGGGCCUACCCUUUACAUUAAGUUAGCAUUUGCAAUUUCUUGAUGUGAGACCUCUUUAAUCGGAAGCAAAACUAUCACUCAAAUUUGCCUUGAAAUUUAUUGAACAAUUUCCAGUCGCUGAAAUCAGGACUUAUUUGAAGAAGAAUUUUUUUUUUCUAUAGUGUCCUGACGUCAUGGCGAUUGUACUUCCUUUUGGUUGACGCAUGAGGCGUGUAAUGGCAAAAUGAAUACCUUAAACAUCUCAUCAGCCGUAACAUUUAUUUCAUGCCUGAGUUCCACCAUGUUUCUUUCUUUUUUAAAGUUAUAUAAAUAAGGUUAAUGUAUAACAUAUGUACAUGUAUUCUUGAAUAUACGUAUAAUUCUAUUGCAAAGUAGGUUAAUAGCGCCGUGGGUUUCUUUGUAAACUGUUGGUUGGAGUAGGUGCUAUAUUUUAAAUGUAAUAUGUAAUAUUUAGGUAUAUAUGACUGAAAAAUUAUUUAAAAAUGUACUGUACAUGUACCGUUCGCAAUGUAGGUUUAUAUAGCUAGGCGUAGAAAUAUUCUCGACUUGAAUAUGGGCUUAUAGCCAAAUGAAGUUGAAUCAACCACAUGUCGAAUAUUCAUGGCGUCACGCUUCGUAAUAACCUGUAUUUAAGUUGUUUUCAAUAAGCACUGUGCGAAAUACCAACAUUAGCAAUAAUUACAUUUUGAAUAUGCCGCAAUGACGAUGUCCUGUUGGUUCUUUUCAUGUUUAAUACCGUGUACUAAUAACAUUGCCGACGACAGCUUCAAAAUCGUUUCUUGGUAUAGGUAUUUGUAGCGUUGACAAAUUAUCCAAUUUUAACCAAGUUAAGCUUCGGAAUGAAAAACAUUUGGGUCACAGUCGACGGCUUGUGAAAUACGGGAAUUCUUUCAUGUACAGGAGAAUGUGAUACCGGUGUAUAGCAAGAGUGUGACGUUCAACAUUGAACUAUAGCGGCCAUGGCUGCUUACUCUGUCAUAAAGCUUUCCCAGAAAACUCAUGCAUUUAUAAUGCGCAAACAUCCGUUCCCAUUCCAUAUCAAAUAGAUUAUAAUUCCUAUGGGUCCCGUAGUCGUGUAGAGUUUGUUGAGUUAAAGGGAAAGGUUGUGUGAAUUCCGGGAUAGUAACAAUUAAUGUCAUAAUUGUUUUGUCUUGUCUUGGUUCCUGGGAAAUCGAAUUACCUACUAUAACGAAUUUAAUCUUUAAAGAUGUAAAGGCCUACUGACAAUGCUCUUUAAAAAAAAAUUGUGUUUUUCUAACGACAGACAAACACUUUUGUUGAUUUUUAUCUCUAUAUUUUGGACGUCUGCAGCCGUCCGAACAAGAGAUGUUGUUUGGGUUGCUUUUUGCGAAAACUUUUUAUGAACACCCUGCGAAAACUGAAUGUCUAAAGUUGUUACAUGUACAUGUAUUCCAUAACUAAAACGUUGGCCGAGUUUUGGUUUGAUUUCUCAUUCAAAACGUGAAUAACUUUUGUAUUGCAAGAAAAACAGCAAUUUCAAAACAAAACCAAUUUUUUCACGGUGAAGCCUGUCACCAUCUUUGAUGUUUUGACGUUCUCAUAAUUCGUGUUUUUUUAUUCUAAUAUCAGAAUUUUUAAAUUUUGAGACAUCCCCUAAAAUGUCCAAUUACGUGUAUUACCUCCGCCGAAGAGGUUAUGUUUUCAUCAUAACUCAAAAAGUUAUGGACGGAUUUGCAUGAAAACAAGUUUAGGGUUGGUCCUUGGUACAAGUACAAAAUCGAUACGAUUUUGGAGGUGAUCCGGAUAUGAGUCUGGAUCCAGGAUUUUGUUUUUAAGGAUUCUUCACCAUUUAUGCGAAUAUUUCUUUUGGGUGUACUGACAAUAUGGUGGGGAAUUGUUCAGCGUCGGCGAGGUCUGCGCUCUCUGAGUGCUUUUUAUAGUUCACCCCUUUGCUUGCUCUCUUAUUUUAUAUAAAAUGAGAUGACUGAGAAACGUCCUUUAAAAACCUCAUAUCCAUGGAGAGUUUCGCAAGCGUCUUUUUACUGUGAAUAACUUGUUCAUCGAAAUAUAUUAUUCCAAAGUAAUAAAAGUAUAGUCUGGCUUUUUAAUGGUUAACUAUUGAUAAUAUGAAGCAUGAAUGAGAAAGUUGGCCAGUACUUGUUUUUGUUUAACCCAAUACAACAGUUUGAAUUCUUUACCCGUUUUUAUUUACUUCGGCAACAAUCGCCAUUUUUUUAAAGGUUAAUAAUGCUACGGAGUAUGGUGCAACGCAUUAUGUAGACAAUGUAUUUUAGACGUAUGGUGCAAUUGUCUUUUAGCAAUGUUAACUUCAUACUUUUUGUAAACUUCAUUUUGUUCACUUGUUUUAAUGGAGCCUUUACAAAAAAUAAAUGAUAUGCUUGUGCAGUCUGUUGGGUAUGGCAACAGUGCAGGUGACCCCUUUAAUCAAACACACUUUUGAUUAACCAUGCAUAGGAUUCCGAUCACGAGCUUAUAGCCGUGGAGGAAGAUUGCUGUCAGUAAUCCAGAAGCACACAUUAAUAUUUUAACCGGAUGACUCACUUAAGACACCCAGGCACGCGGUUUUUUUUUCAUAUGAAAACGUAAACUUGAACACGAAAACAGUCUUCAAAUUAUAGAAAGAAUUCUUAUGAUUGCAAA